CUUCUCUCCCUUUAUGACUCGUCUCACAAUGAUGAGAUGUCUCUGCCGGGUCUUGGACUGUCGGAACCGGAGGAGGUCUCUACCGUCGAAACCCACCAACAUGACCUAACAAAAGAAUGUGAAUGGCGAUUCGAAGUCGCUGUCGGCAAAUACGUUCAAGUCAAGGUCCUGAGUGGAAAUGCCGAGAUAUUUGGCACCGAACUCGUCGUCGGUAACACGUAUAUUUUCACUGGCACGAAAGCUGCAAUCUACACCUGGACUGGCUGCGCCUUCGAAGUCAGCGGAGAUGCUUUACAGAGCGAAUACAGGGCCGAAGAGACGCCAAUGAACGAGUAUAUCAAUGUCCAUUUCGCGUUGGAAAACCUACGCGAGCAAGCUAAGGCCUCCGGGCGACAAGGACCCCGGGUCUUGAUCUUAGGACCCGACGACGCGGGGAAGACGACCCUCGCAAAGAUCCUCACAGGCUAUGCUUACCGAUCCGCACGGUCACCUACCGUGGUGAAUUUGGACGUCAAAGAGGGAUUGAUGAGCAUACCGGGGACAAUGACGGCCACCGUAUUCAAGAGCACGGUGGACGUCGAGGAAGGCUGGGGUACUGCACCGAUGAGUGGCCCCAACGGCGCCAUCCCAGUCAAACUGCCUCUGGUCUACUUUUUCGGCAGCUCCAAACCCGAAGAAAAAGAGGGCAAGGUCUACAGGGCACAGCUGAACAGGUUGGCACUCGCAGUCACUGGCCGUCUCGGCCAGGACCAAGAAGCCAGAGAGAGCGGGGUCAUCAUCGACACCCCAGGUGACUUGACCACCACGAAAUCCAGCACGAUUGGAUACGAGAUCAUCCAGGACAUUGUUUCCGAGUUUGGUGUUUCAACCAUCAUCUGUCUCGGGUCGGAGAGGCUGUACAGCGACAUGGUCAGACGAUUUGACGGCCAACCCACGUCGUCUCGGUCGACGGGUGGUUCCACCGGAACCAUCUCGGUGAUCAAACUUUCAAAGUCGGGCGGCUGCGUCGACCGCGACGAAGCGUACCUGCGGUCAUUCCGAGCUGCACAGGUGAAGACGUAUUUCUACGGCAACCCACGUCUGAGCAAUGGCAUUUCGCUACUCCCUCGGCAGCAGCAGGUCGACUUUUCGACGUUGACCGUCUGGCGGCGCAUCUCCUCCACGCCGGAUCCUACGUCGACCACGUUCCCCGGCGAUGAAGACGAAGAUACGUUCUUACCAGGUGGUGGAAUGGACAACGAGAUAGCCCCCGGUGCUGGUGGUGGUGGUAUGUCCAAGGUCCCGCUCCCUUCUUCGCAGAUUUACGAACGGAUGACGGUCCCCUACGCCGCCAUGCGCAGUUCAAUCCUGGCCGUCAUGAACUGUGAGCCGGAAGCCGAGCAAGAAAUCAUCCGCGAUAGUAGCGUCAUGGGCUUCCUGUACGUCACCGACACUGACGAGGCUAGGGGACGGAUCAGCGUGGUAAGUCCCGUGGCCGGUCGGGUCCCGAACCGUGCCAUCGUCUGGGCGGGCUGGCCAGAGCCCAUUUUGGGGCUGGACAAGUUAUAAAGACAUGCUGUUCCGUUUCAUCGCGAACUAUCAGAGAUGAGGAUACACAAAGUGGAUCAGGUUACAGAUGGCGUCAGGGGACAAGACAUAUACUUCAAGAAUGAAGGCUUACUGCUUAAAAAAAGCUUUUGAAAACCCAGAUCCAGGCUGAAAAAUUAGACAGCAAGUAGCUGCUUUUUCGGUCUUGGAUGAUUGAGCAACGAGUUCCCGGCCCUGGGCUAUUUACCUCUAGAUCUAGGUACCUCAAGAUAACCAAAGGCAUGGAAACAAACGCCUCCAGUGUACUUUUGUAUAUUUUCUUUACUUUGAAACCUUAGGAUGA
This is a messenger RNA of Exophiala oligosperma, 1870 nucleotides long. RefSeq lists its product as uncharacterized. NCBI's taxonomy places the organism in Eukaryota, Fungi, Ascomycota, Eurotiomycetes, Chaetothyriales, Herpotrichiellaceae. Bases 37 to 1548 code for a protein of 503 amino acids. Gene Ontology annotation, molecular function: polynucleotide 5'-hydroxyl-kinase activity. The transcript is spliced from 2 exons. The record is from RefSeq and is a predicted model, not a curated record. Gene Ontology annotation, biological process: tRNA splicing, via endonucleolytic cleavage and ligation. Gene Ontology annotation, cellular component: nucleus; mRNA cleavage factor complex.